Molecule: messenger RNA, 1713 nt
Organism: Cetraspora pellucida
Lineage: Eukaryota; Fungi; Glomeromycota; Glomeromycetes; Diversisporales; Gigasporaceae
Source: the annotation of a GenBank genome assembly
AUGGCGGAUCCAAAAACUUACAUACUUCCUCUUCCUAAAGAUAUGCACAACUACUUUUCAUCAGCUCCUUUCAAAACCUGCACGUUCAUCGAGUUUCUACGCCGGCUCGAUUUAGAACAGAAAGUAAAGAAUACUGAACAGAGAUUGAUUCAAAGAACUUAUAUGAAAUUCCUGAAUUCAUUGAGCGUAAACCAAGAUAUACCACAAUUUGCUCGGGAUCAUGCAAAAAAGCUGAUAAAAGAGAUGAAUUCCAAGGAAGUUAAAUUAUUUUGGGAUUCGAUAGUAGAACGCGAAAAACGUUGUGCCGCAGAGGAGCAUUAUUACAAAUUGCUUGAACAAGUUCGAAACAAGCAUGUCUUAAUUGGUGGUGCUGACGUUGCUCGAAUGCAGAAAGAAUAUAAAGUAGACGAAGAAUCAUUGGAAGCUUCUACAGAGAAAAAGCGAAAAGAUAAGGAUGGCAUCGAAUCGACACCAUCCACAAAAAAGUCUAGAUCAGAUUAUGAAUUUUUAUACACACCAUCUUCAUCUGAAAUGGAAAAAUUACCUACGCUGGUAACUGAUUCGACUUAUUAUGACGAAGAUGAUGAAAUUACGAUUAUAAGGGAUGUUCCUCAGCUAUCUUUAGAGAAUAGAGAUCUCGAAGACGAUUUUUUUAUAGAAGAGCGUAAUAUUUCAAAAUUAUUUCGACAAUAUCAAAAAGAAUCAGUUAAUCUUGCCAAUUCUGGUGGUUUAUAUGUUGAGACAAGCGUUCACGAAAUUUUGGCUUUGACAUCAAUAUUCAUGCUUGCACCAAAUUCUCAUUCCGAAAUUAUGAUUAAUAUCUUUGGUUCCCAAAACUUAUUGGACAAAAUACAUAAAGUACUCUUUCCAACAGAUAAGCGAGGAUUAGAUGCGGAAUGUGAAUCUAAAUUCAGAAGAAUAAUAAAGCAAUCAAUCAAUGAUUCACGAGACAGUGCUAUUAAAUCCUCAAUAGCAUUCUUAACAGAAAAUAAUUCAAAGGAAAAUCUAGGAUUUGUAAUUUUUGAAGGGUUGAGAUCAUUACCUAAUUUGACAUUAAAAAGUCAACCAAGUGAAAUGACAUUAAUCACUAACUAUCUGGAUUAUAUAAUGAAAGAACUAUUUCAUGAGCCUGACAAGCAUAGAGUUGAGUGGCCGAAUACAGGUCUUAAAGAAAGUAGAACAAGAAAAUUGGAAGGUAGAGCUAGACAACCCGAUUUCAUAGUAUCGGCAAUUAAUCAGUUAGAAACUAGCGGAACAUUAUUCGUAGGAGAAGUAACAUCCCCUGCCGAAAAAGGCAAUGUGCGCAAAAAUUGCAAUGAUUUAAUCCGAAUUGGUGUUUUUAUGAAAGAAUGCAUCGAUUCAGCCAUAGAUAAAGGUGCAGAUGUUAAGCUUUUGGGUUUUCAAUGUAUCGAAUACACAAUUGAUUUUUACGCAAUGGAGCUUAGUGCACCGGGGCUAUAUUUUAUGUACCAUAUCGGUCAAGCUUCGAUUCCCACUUCAGUAAAGACAAUUACACAUUUUAUUGAUGAUAUAGAAACUUUUCUGACGGCACAAGAUAUUUUCCGAGAAUCAUUUGUUAAUUUUUAUGAUAAAUUAUGUAACCCAAAAGAACAAUCAACAAAAGCUCCAUUUAAACGCGAGACCUUAUCUACGCCAGAUUUCAAUCAACUUGUUAGCAAUACGCGUAAUGUCAAAAGAAAAUGUACUUUCUGA